Messenger RNA from Wallemia ichthyophaga EXF-994, 1242 nucleotides. RefSeq names its product UPF0586 protein C.07. NCBI's taxonomy places the organism in Eukaryota, Fungi, Basidiomycota, Wallemiomycetes, Wallemiales, Wallemiaceae. The record is from RefSeq and is a predicted model, not a curated record. Gene Ontology annotation, molecular function: S-adenosylmethionine-dependent methyltransferase activity. The coding region runs from base 1 to 1242 and encodes 413 amino acids. The transcript has 10 exons.
AUGUCUUCCGCUCAAGAAAAGGCACACAAUGCAGCAAAAGAGAAGGCUCAUUUCCAAUCAAUUCUCAACGUCCUGGAUAUCUACCAAAUCGCUUCACUUGGUCAAAUUAAGAAUAAACUAAGUGUCUUCCAUAGCCUAGCAGAUGAUCACAAGGAAUUGCUCAAUCAAAUUGGCUUCAAAUCUCGUCUAGGGAAGAUUGAGACUGCAAUUAACGCAAACUCACUCGUUGUUAGCGCUAUCAGAAGCCAAGGAGAUGGACUGCUUGAAGAUAUGGAGCAAGAGGAGCAGGCUAGAGAGAUGGAAAAACUUGGCACGUGUGAUGGUGGACAACACGAUCAUUCGGGGCACUCAGGACACUCUGGAGACUUCGAACACUCACACUCACAUUCACACUCCCAUGAGGUACCACUCUCCCCCGCUUCCUCUUCAAUCCACCCAGAGAAACCAACACCAACUCAAAUGGAAAAGCUGCUAUCGACACUGAAGCAAUUCGUGCGCGAUUGGUCUUCUGAUGGUGAAAAAGAGAGAAGCUCUUCGUACGGCCCAAUCCUAGACACGUUGGAGAAAAAGUUCGGAAACCUCUCAAAGGAGCAGAGAUUACAAACCAAAAUUCUCGUUCCUGGUGCCGGUUUAGCUCGACUAGCAUUCGAUAUUGCCAGAAUGGGUUUUUCUAGUCAAGGAAACGAAUUCAGCUACUUUAUGCUCCUCGCCAGUUUCUUCAUUCUCAAUCGUACAACUGAACGCAACGAACACACUCUAUUCCCUUUCGCUCACUCAUCCUCCAACCACCCAUCAGCGGCUUCGCAAUUACGCUGUAUCACCGUACCUGAUGUGCUCCCCUUAGAUUACCUCCGUGGGCCAGAGAGUGAUUUCUCACUCGUAGCGGGUGAGUUCCUCGAAAUCUACGGCGGUGAUGAUGAAAAGGAGCAGUGGGAUGUUGUUGUGACAUGCUUCUACUUGGAUACGGCUAAGAAUAUUAUCGACUACAUCAAAACAAUCUCUCACGUACUUAGACCGGGAGGGCAGUUUAUCAAUUUGGGUCCCCUUUUAUACCACUUUGAAAGUAACGAAGAUGGUGAGCCGUCUAUUGAACUCACACUGGAAGAGUUGAAGGCGUUGCUACCAAAAUGCGGAUUCAGAUUAGAUGAGGAGAGAAUGAUUGAUACGACUUACACCAAUAACCCUAAUAGCAUGCUGCAGUAUACGUACAAAGCUUGUUUCUGGACUGCAACAAAGCUAUAG